AUGGACCAGGGAGCACCUCUGAAGGAAAUCUCAAUAGACAUGGAGAUAAAUGAGGAGGAGGAGGUGUCUUCACUCUUGGAUCAGCGUGAAAUUAAUCCAAAUGAUGCUCCUGGUGUUACAGAUGCGCAAACAAAAGGACAGGAUUCAUCGGCUCCUCACAGUAACACAAAGGCUCUCAUCAAGGACAGGGACCCAAAGGGAAUCAACAAGUGUCUUAAGGUGAGCUUUGAGGAUGUGCUAGCGGAGCCUGCUUCAGUGAGAAGCUUUGAUAAGGUGUGGCUGUGGAGUCAUGCUCUGUUUGAAGUGUCCCGACUCUGGUUUUACCGCAUCGUUUCCCUGCUGCUCGCGGUGCCCGUGGCUCUGGCUGCAGGCCUUCUCUUUGCUGUCCUCAGCUGUCUACAUAUUUGGCUGAUAGUUCCCAGUGUGCAGCUCUUGGUCAUAAACUUGCACUGGAUAAAGGUGGUCUGGCAUAAUGUGCUGAACAUUGCAAUCUCCCCCUUCUUCAGAAGUUUUGGAAAGUGCUGUGGAUUCAUCAGAAUCAGUCUGGAAAAAUAUUAA
This is a messenger RNA of Sinocyclocheilus rhinocerous, 558 nucleotides long. Its product is annotated as caveolin-2-like. Gene Ontology annotation, biological process: cell differentiation; caveola assembly; regulation of cytosolic calcium ion concentration. The transcript is spliced from 3 exons. NCBI's taxonomy places the organism in Eukaryota, Metazoa, Chordata, Actinopteri, Cypriniformes, Cyprinidae. The coding region runs from base 1 to 558 and encodes 185 amino acids. Gene Ontology annotation, molecular function: molecular adaptor activity. The record is from RefSeq and is a predicted model, not a curated record. Gene Ontology annotation, cellular component: focal adhesion; caveola; sarcolemma.